AUGUGUGCCUAUACACUUUUACAAAGUCGUGAGCCGCGUUUGAUGGAACGUUUCAUCGUUAGAAUUGACCUCGGUGUCUCUCGGAGGGCCCAUGAGGGGCGGCAAGCCGCGUGGUCUGCAUUUGCCACACUUGAGACUGUGUUCUCCAUGGUUGAUUUCCUAGCUAGACUAGCUGGAAUAGGUCGAGCGCAGCUCAUCGCCGUCGCCGUCGCCGUCGUCGCAAACAGAUACGCUGUUCAUCACGGAGGCCGCAUCGAACUUUGGGGAGGUUGCGGCAUGGCCGACGUCCGCAGACGCGAACGCGGUCACCUUUAUCAACUUCUCUUGCAAUCCGCGGGGCUGCAUCAAGAUCUAUAUCACAUUUUUAUGAAACGCUGUCGUGGUCUGUCCAAGUCAUUAUACGGUAUUACCUUGCUAAUAGGAGCACGAUGGAUUGUUGCGGAUUCCCGGCCGACUCGCUGUUGGAACAACGGUGCGAACGGCGCGGGCGCGUUUGUCCACGGGCGUAGCGAUGCCCGUAAGGGACAAUCGCGUAGCGUACAUACAGUGCGCGCGGUCGUUUUAUACUACGAUAGGGGCCUCCGGCCCCCGACUACUCGUGCGCCCGAGCUUGCGAGCUCGUUCCUGAUCACGCGGGGCUGCGCGUUUCAACACUCGCAUGCGGAGGGUGCGUUGGUGAGAAUGAAGCCUGCGCCGGAGCCUUGCAGAACUCACAGUCGGAUUGCAAUCGCUGCCCUAGAAUUCGUACCUCGUCCGGACAAUACUACGUAG
Messenger RNA from Postia placenta MAD-698-R-SB12, 771 nucleotides. RefSeq lists its product as hypothetical. The transcript is spliced from 2 exons. The record is from RefSeq and is a predicted model, not a curated record. Lineage: Eukaryota; Fungi; Basidiomycota; Agaricomycetes; Polyporales; Adustoporiaceae. The coding region runs from base 1 to 771 and encodes 256 amino acids.